AUGGAUGAUCUGAAUGUUGACAGUCUUUUGACAGUGAUUGAAAAUGGUGUCCAAAAUUUGAAUGACAUUCCAAGUGUUUUGACUGCCAUUGACCAUUUUCAGCAAGAUCCAUCGAUACUGGACGAUCAUCUGGCUGAUCUCGUCACUGCUCUCGCCGCUGAUUUCUUUGCGAGAUCGACCGAGGACAAGAAAUCUAUUGGUGCCAUAUUUUACACAUUCUCGAAAGUUUGCAAGGUCAAGAGAGCAAGGAGGCAUUUGCCCACGGAUAUUUUUUUGUUACCGCAUAUUUUGGACCAGCUUGCAGUAUGGGACGGUAUUAAAGACUGGAAGAUCUUGUCGAUGCUGCUGCCAUGGCUGAAUAUUAUUCUAAUGUCACCCUUCAAGCUGGAGAAUGACUCUGAAAUCUACAACAAUACCAAAAAUUUGAAGGUCUAUCCGGUUUUGGAUCCGCUUGUUGCUGGAGUACAUGCCGAAUUAUUUUCCAAAAACCUGGAUCUAUUUCAAAAUCGAUGCGAUGAGAACGAGAUCGAUCUUCUUACCCUCAAUUUGACUUUCAAAUCCAUACUGAAUAGAAAAACAUCGCACGAGUCACAACAGUUGCUGAAUCCCUUGAAGUUAGCUGAAUUGACCAGCUUCUGCAUAGAUGAUAGUCAUGAGCGUGAUGAAACGCAAAAAAUUCUGAUAUUCAAAAUCUUACCCAAACUAUGCCGACUUCACAUAAUGCAAGAAUCGUGGGAUGGAUUCGAGGAGAUCACCUCAUGGGUGCUCAACAACAUGGCUCCCGGCUUUACUGAAGCUAGAAUACAACUUGCUCAUAGCUUUGCAAAAAUCAUUCAGCUCUUGACAACAAUCGAUCCCGAUUCUUCCCAUGCUCUCGUUGAAGAUGUGUUCCAGCAGCUGCAGGAGGAACUUGAGACUAUGCCCAUUGAUGCAAUAGACGCAGACCGAUUACACACUCAACUGCUCUUCAUCGCAGAACUUGGUCGUCUUAGAUCUUUGGAUCAAAGUUUCGUUACCCGUUUUGCUAAGGAUGUUCUACCUAUUACAACAGGAUUCCAACAGUUGAGACUGAACAAAAUAACUGGACAUCAAAUCAGAGAUGCUAGCAACUUUCUAUGUUGGUCAUUGGUGCGGAAAUAUGAUGUUACAUCUGACGUCGAGAAUAUUGUUUUCCAUCUGCUGAUGUGUUCAAUGUUAGAUCCAGAGCUUACAAUCCGACGUUCCGCCUCGGCGGCUUUACAAGAAGCUUUAGGCAGAUACGGUAAUGCAGUUUUCGACGAUACGAGCGUAAUGACAAUAAUAGAGCUGCCGUGCAGCAAUCUUGAGCUCUGCUACAAAGAAAACGUACCGAAGCUCAUAGAGCUAUUCGUGUCGAAAGUUCCACAUUUGAGUGAAGCCACUAUCAAGUGGCUUGUACACAUCAAUGUCAUGCGAAACCAUGAUCUCAAAAUCGUAGAGCUUUCUACUCUAUCGGUCACUAGCCUCAUAACAUUAAGCGGCAACCCUGAAGUCGCUGCAAAGAUAUUCAAGUUGAUCUUUGAGCUUACACUAAAGGUACGGAAUGACCAGACAGCGAACGCCAAGGCUCGUUACCUCUUCUUGAUAUCGGAGCGCGUAUUCUACGGUGAUGAACGAAUAAGAUCGGCAUGCCAUGAAACUUUAUCCUGGCUAGUGAACCACUUGAAGACAGAGUCCAGCAAUCCUCAAGAACAUUUCAAAAUUACGUCGUUCUUGAAAGCCCAGAACCUUGUGGUUACGAUGGGAGCGGCUCAGUUGAAAAUUGAUGCAGUGAUGGUGGAGACCUUGCUACGCAUUGCCAGAUCAGCCUCACCAACUGAGCCACGCUUCGAGCGAGUGAAAGGACUUCUUUUGCCGAUACUUGAAAAGAUGUUUUGUGAUGGAGCGCAUUUUGAGUCUAGCAUUGUAUUUCAGCAGUUCAAACAAAGCUUCCGAAAACUUGUCACUCAAAACAAUGCCAUGUGCUGUGCAGCAAUGGCUUACAUGCCGCCCAGCGACUUCUUGAGUUCAUUCAUCUCCUACUGUCCGCAUCUAAAUUAUGAUGGACGAUUCCAUGUCUUAAACGCGUUGUCAAAUACAUUGCCCAAUAUUAUAAGCUCCGAAGGCUCAGGCAUUCUUUCAAUUGUGACCGAGUUCUUAGAUGACUAUACGGUAACCGAGCAAGGUGAUGUCGGGGGGCUAGUGAGAAAAUGCACUAUUGAUCUAAUUGAGAAGCACAUCGUUCUAUUUCUUGACGCCGGUACUAGCACAAUGGAACUGAUCUGUCCCAGACUUCUACGGCUGGCAGCAGAGCCGGCGGAGAAAGUGAGAGAAAGAGCGUUGUGCGUUUUGGGGCAAAUUUGCCAAUUGCGAUGCUCUGAUGAUGAGCCACACGAUGAAUGCCUCUUCAGAAUUUACCACAAUAUGAGUGAAACUUUUUAUGAUGAAUUUUGGCAAGGUUUUGUCUUCUCCGCUGGCGCAGUUUAUUCGACUGAUAGACAAAUACGCACCAGCAUUGAUAGUUUCCUGAAGCAUUAUGCUGAACAGGCGAUGGAAAAAAGAUUGGGGCUCUUAAACAAGCUGAUACGUAUCGUUCCUUCUUUUUCGCAGGUGAAGUCCUGGCAAGGAGAACCAACGCAUGUCAAUCGAUUCGGAUGCCAACGGCGGGAUAUAAUCAAACGUGCGAUUGUAUGUGUAAACUUUUGGCGACGGAUCCUAGAGUCUGGACUGGAUUUAGUUGAGGCUUUUAAUCUACGAGCUGCUUAUGCCAGAUUUUACAACCUCGCCUUGGUCAAGAGUUCAGUCCUUAAAAUGGCUGUCAUAAAGCUGAUGCCUCAUCUUGCGGUAGCUUGUACAGCAAAUUUCUCCAACUAUGACAAAUUGCAAGAUGAAAUCAUCGCACGGUUAGGAGUUUUGGCACAGCGGUCCAAAAUUGAAGGUGUCCGCAACACAUCAAUCCAAACAGCUUGUCUGGAAGGAAUAGCGACAAUAAAUUUAGCAUUUGAUGAGGUUUAA
Lachancea lanzarotensis is the source of this 3012-nucleotide messenger RNA. RefSeq names its product LALA0S14e00804g1_1 (gene CIN1). The coding region runs from base 1 to 3012 and encodes 1003 amino acids. Gene Ontology annotation, biological process: microtubule cytoskeleton organization; post-chaperonin tubulin folding pathway; tubulin complex assembly. Gene Ontology annotation, molecular function: GTPase activator activity; beta-tubulin binding. The record is from RefSeq and is a predicted model, not a curated record. Lineage: Eukaryota; Fungi; Ascomycota; Saccharomycetes; Saccharomycetales; Saccharomycetaceae. The transcript has a single exon.